UCGUCGUGGCGGUUGGACCUGGCCAUCGGUAUCGUAUCGUAUCGGCCCUCAACUACCUGUCCGUUGCAGUUAACGAGUCGUUCGUCGUCGUCGUCAUCGUCAUCGCUAUUCGCGGUUUACGUACGCGUUUCUGAUUUUGGUGGAUUUCUCUUGAACGAAGGCAGCAUACUUUUUUUUGGGAGAAGUGGUAGAAAGUCCACAGAAAUACACAUUCGUCUACCCGAUUGAACGAAGAGAAUGUCCAUACCGAUCGACCCGCUGUGUUGAAGUGCUGUGUGCUGCGUCCCAGCAGUGGAAACGAUAAUGAGCGGAAAAAUCAGCUGUUGGUCCAUCGGCAGCAGCAGCUCGGUUCAACGCUAAAGCGACAACCGCGAAAAUUCAUUCGAAAACCGGUUCCGCCAUGUCAUAAUGAGCUGUCGGUUCGCGUGUGCCGUGGGGUGAUUUGAGGAAGCUGUCGAUUGGGAAAACCGGGCUUCUCGCACAUCGGGAGGCAACAAGAAGAAAAAGUGUGAAAAUUAAUUCGAUCCAUACUAUCCGUCGUACAUCGUAAUCAACAUACCACCAUACCCGUCGGUAUCGUUAGUCGUCCCGUGCUUCCGCAACUGCAGCUCGGGUGUGUGCGGAUAAAACACACCUCCCAGAGAAACCACCGCAGAUCAUCGAUUGUGUUGUGGCUUUUUGUUUUCACGUGUGUAAAGAGAAAUGCAAUAAAAUAUAAACAUGCGCGUGACUUCCUCGAUCGCGUGAGAGAGAUCUUCUGUAGCCCCCCGACCCGGACUGCAUUUGCCUGAGUUGUGUAUUUGCCGUUGUUUUGUUUUGUGCACACAUCAAACAUCCGGAAGUGCAGUGCAGCAGCGGCGGCCGGCGUCGGCGAUGAAAAAGAAAACCAGUAGCGUGUUCGAGCUGCCGCCCAAGUGUCCGGCCCUGGCGGAUAAAAUUACCGGCAUCUUCGGCUGGCGGCACACCUACCGGGUCUCGCAGAAGCAGAAGGGCAUCCCGCACUGUCACCAGUAUCUGCACAAAACGUACUCGCUGAACCUGCCGCGGAAGACGAAUCCCGAUUCGUGGGUCGUGGUGCACCAUCUUCAGUCACAGUCCGGCAUCCUUGAUCCGGAUGAUCACAUCGGCGACGUAGCGGACGACCGGGAGGAAAUCAUAGCCAACUACGAUGACUGUCCCGGGGGUCCGGAUCCGGGAGUGCCACAGGGAGGAGGUGAUGGUGCUAGUGGCAGCUCGGUGGGGACCGGCAGUCCCGACAUAUUUCGUUCCGAGCCGGGCAAGUACGGGCCGGAAAGUUCAACGCCUCACAUUGAGGUCACCUCAACGGAGCAACCGCCGAUGGGACUGGGCCUGCAGGUCCGACGCGGUAGCGAGCCAUCUCUACACCAGAUUGGUGUAACGGACCAGCGAAGUCCCCUGUACAACGUCAGUCCCAAUGGGCACCAGGACACAAAACGGUGGUCGGCGGCACCGGUCUGCCGGAGCGAUUCGGAACCGCCGGAACGGUUACUUUCCCCCUCGAACGGGGUGCCGUACCUAUCGCCGGAGUGGAGUGCCCUCCCGGAAGAAGAAUCUCACGACAGUCUACCGCAGCAGUUCUCCCGAUCGGGGCGGCUGUCGAUGCAAUUUCUCGGCGCCGAAGCCGCCAACGGGUACCGAUGGAUGGACGCGGCAGAACGGGUGGCCACCAAUGCGACGGGGGCCUACAAUGGGACCAGCGCGAACAGUAGUUUCAGCUCCAAGUCGCUCCCGAGGGAAUCGAAGCGGAAGGAACCCCUCGGGCAAGCGAAUGCUUCCGUGUACGAGUCACUGCGGGAAAAGGAUGGUGAAAUGCUCCUGGUGGUGAACGAAAACGGCGGUCCCCUGGGUCUGACGGCACUGCCGGACCCGGACUACGGUGGACUGCUGGUGCAGAGCGUGGAACCGGGCAGCCGGGCCGAUCGGGGCCGGUUGCGCCGCGGUGAUCGCAUCCUCGAAAUCAACAACAUCAAGCUGGUGGGGCUCUCGGAGAACUCCGUGCAGGAACAUCUCAGGAAGAGCCUUUCAUCGCCGGAGCUGCGGUUGCGGGUCAUCCGGGCCGGGGUCGGAACCAAAUACAAGCGGGACAACCGGGUCUCGCAGAUGAUCGAAGCGGAGGAGAAGCCCGGCGCUACCGGUGGUUCCAAAGUGGCCACGGUUUCCCCAACGAGGAAGGUUCCCGGUGCGCCUACCGGGAUCAGCUUGCAGGCGGCCAACACGCGGAAGCUGGGCAAACGGAUCGAGAUUUCCCUAAAGAAGGGAAUGAACGGGCUUGGGUUUUCGGUUACGACCCGGGACAAUCAGGCCGGCGGUCAAUGUCCGAUCUACAUCAAGAAUAUUCUAUCCAAAGGUGCCGCUGUAGAGGACGGUAGACUGAAACCAGGCGACCGGUUACUGGAGGUAGACGGAGUUCCAAUGACCGGCAAGUCGCAGAGCGAAGUUGUCGCGAUUCUUCGGGCGACGGAAUACGGUGCUACCGUACGGAUUGUUGUCUCGCGACAGCAGGAGUUGGCCGAAGUCGAGGAACGAGAAAUUGGCUGUGGCGUGGAAAGCGAGCAGAAGAGUACUCCACCUAAGCCUCCUCCACCGGUGCUUCCAAAGUCGUCACUCAAGCAGGGGAGUCGGGCUAGAUCCGAGGAGAUUCUGGAUACACACGAUUCGUCCUCGGUGACCAAUGUUAGAUCAACAGUUUCAAAGAAUCCUUCAUCUGUGCCACCUCCGAUUCAGAAGAAACCUCUGACGUCGAUUCUCAAGUCCGCGUCAACUAAUCAGGUGUGCGACCUUUUGCAAGAUCAACCAUCGUCUCUGCAGCAGGCAUCCUUGCUGGCGGGAGCUGCAGGAAUACAGUGGAAGAAUCGGGAGAUUCUGACGCUGCACAUUCCUGUUCACGACACGGAGAAGGCAGGGCUGGGUGUCAGUGUGAAAGGUAAAACUGGAUCUGGGAACAGCAGCGGCGGAAGCGGAAAUAGCGCCGGUAAGCACGAUGGUGAUUUGGGGAUCUUCGUAAAGAGUGUGCUGCACGGAGGGGCGGCCAGCAGAGAUGGACGACUGAAAAUGAACGACCAACUGUUGAGCGUCAAUGGGGUUUCCCUUCUAGGGCAGUCCAACGCCGAAGCCAUGGAUACGCUGAGGAGAGCGAUGCUACAGACAGGUGGUACCAAUCAUCCGGGAAAAAUCAUUCUGAUGGUGGCGCGCCGCAUUGGCCGACCGGUCAGUACAGGCGAAUUGCUGGAAUCGAUCGAUAACUCAAACUCCAGUGAGCAAUCCGGGGCAACGGUGAUCUAUCUCAGUCCCGAUAAACAGCAAUCUCAGCAGCAACAGCCGCCCAACGAAAAGCAACAGCAACAACACAAACGUUACAGCAAUCCGGUGCUGGAUCGGUUGACGGGUGGAACCGGUCAAACCGUCGGAAGCAACGGAAGUCUGAAUCACCAUCCCACAAGUGCCAGCGGUAGUCCAACUAUCAACCAAAGACCUUCUCCUCUAGCGGGCCAUGGCCUGCGCAACGAAAGCUACUACAUGGCGACCAACGACACCUGGAGCCCGGUGGCAGUAAAUCUGAACGGCAGCAACGCCGUACUCAUCGAAGAAGAUCCGGAACCCACUUCACCAACAUUCCACCUGACGCGUCCUUCGGACGCUUCUAACACAACGUCUACUCCGAAUGGUGAUGUAACGUACGCAAGUCAGCUAUCGCUAGACACGAACCCUCCCGCUCCGGACGCCUUCAGCCGGGACGCUAUCGGCAGGCGAUCGAUGUCGGAGAAGCACCACGCUGCGAUGGAUGCCCGGGAAACGGGCACCUAUCAGCGCAACAAAAAACUUCGCGAAGAACGUGAACGGGAACGGCAGCUUACUUCGGGUGUCACGCUCGGCUCCGUAGAAUCCAUCACCCAGAUGGGUCGGAUGAGUAGCCUGAAGGCUAAGUCUGAUUUGCGAGCGGAAGCUCUGGACCGGUUGGGAGAACUGGGUCCCUCGUUGGGAAUGAAGAAGUCGUCCAGCUUGGAGUCGUUGCAAACCAUGGUGCAGGAGAUUCAGAUGGCCGAUGAACCGAGAGGACCGAAUGCCCUUCGAACGCCUCGUGGUCGGGGACGAGAGGAGGUUCUUAGGGCGGCCGUCGAACGACCACCGGAGACUCAAGCCAAAAAGCAUUGGCUGCUAGAGGACGCCGCUCCGGAUGCGGAUUCCGGAGGGUUCGUCCCUCGUGGUUCACCCUUCCAGUCGUCGCUAAACGAUGGCAAGCACAAGAAUCGACAGAAGAAAAAUGGUCUGUUCCGAGGAAUCGGUCACAUGUUCCGGUUCGGUAAGCACCGAAAGGACGGAAUCGCUCCGAUCAGUGAUAACGUUCCGGCGGACUAUACUGCCAGCUGGGGCGGUGCACCCGGCGAGGAGCGUCCGCUGACGAAUGGUGCCGCUUCGCAUCAGAAGGGCCAGACCCUGACGGUGAAGCAAAGCAGUUCGAAGGGUUCCGCUACGAAUGGUCCAUCUGCGCUGGGCGGCAGUGGGCUCACGAAUGGAUCAUCAGCCCAUGCCCGAGCCAAUUCCAUCGAGCGCUCGGCCAGUUCCGGUGUGGUGGUAAGUCAUCCGCCCAUGUAUCAACCUCCUCCGCCCCCACCGCAGCAAAACGGAUCCGCCAUCCAUCAUACGGACGUGUUCAACCAUCGGUAUUCGCACUACGUCAACUACGAGGAACUGCAGCAGCAGAUUAGUCGACGUCAUCAUCAUUAUCAUUCCCAAAGAUCGACCAGAAACACUCCUCCGGUGGACCUCGCCAUCCAUCAUCAGCAGCAGCACCAGAAACUGAAGCAACCGCGGCCCGUUUCCAACUACUACGAUGGCGGCGGAGCCAUGUACGAAACCAUCCAGCACCACAACGGCCUCGGGGGUUCCCAGCGGAAAACCAGUCAACCCUCGUCCCCAUCGAAACAGCUACAGCAGCAGCAAUCGUCGGGCAGCUGGAACGGAACCGCUCAGUCGACGUCUUCCGGUCACGGUUCGAUUCGGAGUCGAGGACCCUUCGUGACUCAGGUGCAAAUUCAGAAUCAGCUUUCCUAUCAGUAGCGAAGGAGCUGUUCUCUAGAGGCAAAAAUUACAAAUCGGAAACUGGCAUCAUUCCCAGUGUUGUCAGUUGUCUCGACGAGCGAACAUCGCCUCAGUAGGAAUAUCUAAAACACGAAACGUUCUGUGAUGUUGCAACGUCUCAUUCACGAAAGUAUCUAAGCCAUUAUCCGUCGUUUAUUUCUUGUAUUAUUGGUCGUGUAGAAAGUUAGGUUACGUUAAACUUUUGCGUAAGUAAUUUCCACUCGAUUAAAAAAAUGAUGUUUUAGAUCAUUUUUUUAGUUACCACUAGUGCCCUAAGUAUCCAUUCUAAAAUCUACAUAUCUUUUUAAUCGAAACGAACAAAAUCCUAAUCAAGAUUUUUCUCUAAGAUUAUUCUGUUAUGAAUCUAUUGAGCAUUAAGGUUUUCGCGGAAAAUCGCAGAACAGUUAACGAUGCUUAUUGUUUUAACGAGAAACGUUUAUACACCCUUAACUAUGUAUAAUUCCUUAUUAGUUACGAAAUUGGAUAACCCGCACUUGUAAAUUAUGCGCAGCUUGUAAAUAUUUAUUAAAAACACGCGAAACAAAAAGUGCUUUAUUGUUAACGAAAAAUUUAAAAAUUUAAACGAAAGUUCUCACCCGGUGAGAGCAUUUCCAACUGUAAAUAUAGAUUAACAUGCUUCCAAUUGUUUAUUGGGAUUCAAUCGAUUCUCGUACAUCGUUACGCAAAGGCAUCGCAGUUCGCGAGCGCCCCUUGUGCAUUCCAUUACGAUUUCUGACAUACUUAAAGGUACUUAACUCAGUUCGCACCCGCACCAAUAAAACGUUAGGAAUAUUAAUAGUCUGUUAAUGAUCGUAAAACAUGUGCUGUGCUGCCGCGGCGGCUGUCUACUUAAUUAGUUGCCUUAUACAUUGGCGAAACAGAUGCAAGUCUAAAAUAUUAACAUUUAUAUUAUAUAGAUGAAAAAGAAAGUAUAUUAAAGAGACGAUGUAUUGUAAAUUGUUAUACCAACGAACUCAUCUACUGCUACUGGAUCGAAGAAUCUAUAUGAAGUAUUAUAGAAGCGAAGAAAAAGCAUAAAAGUAACUUCAGUGAUUGAUA
Armigeres subalbatus is the source of this 6159-nucleotide messenger RNA. It is a transcript of the gene baz, whose product is annotated as partitioning defective 3 homolog. The record is from RefSeq and is a predicted model, not a curated record. Bases 874 to 5079 code for a protein of 1401 amino acids. Gene Ontology annotation, cellular component: adherens junction; apical junction complex; apical plasma membrane. Lineage: Eukaryota; Metazoa; Arthropoda; Insecta; Diptera; Culicidae. The transcript has 9 exons. Gene Ontology annotation, biological process: establishment of cell polarity; establishment or maintenance of epithelial cell apical/basal polarity; intracellular protein localization. Gene Ontology annotation, molecular function: protein binding; phosphatidylinositol binding.